Pecten maximus is the source of this 864-nucleotide messenger RNA. RefSeq lists its product as uncharacterized. The transcript is spliced from 2 exons. NCBI's taxonomy places the organism in Eukaryota, Metazoa, Mollusca, Bivalvia, Pectinida, Pectinidae. The record is from RefSeq and is a predicted model, not a curated record. The coding region runs from base 1 to 864 and encodes 287 amino acids.
AUGAGUUCAGGGUAUAGAAAACAAAAAGAACCCCAGAUAUUUGAUGGUAGCACAGAUUUCAGAGUGUAUAUAAUUCAUUUUGAACAAGUGGCUGAGUGGAAUGGUUGGACUGAUUGGGAAAGGGCUCAGCAGCUAAUGAUGUCUUUACGGGGUCCAGCCCAAAGAAUAUUGUCCGAUUUGACAUUGGGACAGACUAGGGAUUAUGGUCAUUUGAGAUCCUUUUUGAGGGAGAGGUUUGAUCCCACAGGGAGGGAGGUAGCAUAUUCAUGUCAGUUCAAAUGUAGAAAUCGACGAGAUACAGAGACUUUCGUGGACUAUGGGCAGGAACUCCGUAGAUUAGCUGGUUUAGCUUUCCCCAAUUUGGCUGUUGGUGCCAGAGAAACCAAUGAAAUGGAUCAAUUUAUAAUGGGACUGGGUAGCUUUGAAUUAAGGAAGCGUGUCCAAUUUAAACAUCAAACUACACUAGAAGCUGCAAUCACAGCAGCAAUAGAGUUUGAAGCAUUUGAGAGGGAGCAAGUCACUUUUCGUAAACCCAAGUCUUAUGUAGAGACAGAGCAAGCACAUAUACAUGCAUGUAGAGACACAGAGCCUCAGACAUCUCAGGAGCAAGAAAGAGAUUUGGCAUCUCUGUUGCUAGAGGGUUUCGAAAAAUUAGGGAAACAGUUGGCAGGAACAGGGAGAGGGAAUAACAGACAGUUAAACACUAUCACAAAGAAAGAUGCUUACCCGCUCCCCAGAAUAGACGAUGCACUUGACACCUUAACAGGGGCACAGUGGUUCUCUACCCUUGACCUUGCUAGUGGGUACUGGCAGUGUAAAAUAGCAGAUAAAGAUCGGGGGGAAAACAGCAUUCAGUACACAUAA